Messenger RNA from Ipomoea nil (Japanese morning glory), 399 nucleotides. RefSeq lists its product as uncharacterized. Lineage: Eukaryota; Viridiplantae; Streptophyta; Magnoliopsida; Solanales; Convolvulaceae. The transcript has a single exon. The record is from RefSeq and is a predicted model, not a curated record. Bases 1 to 399 code for a protein of 132 amino acids.
AUGGAGCAGGGUGUGAGACUUGUAGCUGGUGAGGGGGAGGCUUUUGAUUCUCCAGAAAGAUAUAGGAAGUUGGUGGGAAAGUUGAAUUAUCUCACCAUUACGCGUCCUGAUAUUGCUUUUCCGGUCAGUGUGGUAAGUCAGUUCAUGCAAGCACCCAUGCGAACUCAUUGGGAGGCAGCAGUUCGAAUUGUGAAGUAUCUCAAGAAUGCACCAGGUAAAGGCAUUCUAUAUGCUAAUCAUGGACAUGCGAGAGUUGAGGCAUUUUCGGAUGCUGAUUGGGCAGGUUCGUUAAGUGACAGGAAGUCUACAACAGGGUAUUGUGUGUUCGUAGGAGGUAAUUUGGUUUCUUGGAAAAGCAAGAAACAGACUGUUGUGGCUCGGUCCAGUGCAGAAUCUUAG